GUUUUGGAAUAGCAUCUUUCAGCCUGAAUCCUGAGAAGAAAUAAAAGCACAUCAGCAGGGAAAUAAAUUAUUGGAGCAAAGUGGCAAUGGAGGAGUGGCUAGGUUUCCUGGGUUGGAUCUUGAAAAAUACUUCAUAUAUCUGAAAAACAAGCCACAUUUUUGCAGCAACUACUCUCAAGAAUAACCUUCAUCCAUCUAGGAGGGCAGAAGUAUUGACAGCUAACAGACAGGCUUAUACAUUAGAAGCAUGAGCACUGCAGGAAAAGUCAUCAAAUGCAAAGCAGCCGUGAUCUGGGAACCUAAGACACCAUUUAGUAUUGUGGAAAUAGAAGUGGCACCUCCAAAAGCACAUGAGGUUCGCAUAAAGAUCUUGGCUUCUGGGAUCUGCCGUUCAGAUGACCAUGUAUUGAGUGGCGCGCUAAAAGUGACCUUCCCCAUUAUCCUUGGUCAUGAAGCAGCUGGUGUUGUGGAGAGUGUUGGGGAAGGAGUUACUAGUGUGAAAACAGGAGACAAAGUUAUUCCAACUUUUGUCCCCCAAUGUGGAGAAUGCAGUCCUUGCAUUCACCCCAGAGGCAACCUAUGCAAAUUGAAUGACUUUGGAACAUUUGUUGGACUUUUGCCUGAUGGCACCAGCAGAUUCUCUUACAAAGGGGAGCUUAUUCACAGUUUUGUCAGCACCAGCACCUUCACUGAAUACACUGUAGUACAUGAGUCCUCGGUAGCCAAAAUAGAUGCUGCAGCUCCUCCUGAGAAAGUGUGUCUGAUUGGCUGUGGAUUUUCCGCUGGUUAUGGCGCUGCUAUAAAUUCUGCAAAGGUGGAACCUGGCUCUACCUGUGCUGUUUUUGGAUUGGGAGGAGUCGGUCUCUCUGCAGUAAUGGGUUGUAAGGCAGCUGGAGCCUCUCGAAUUAUUGGGGUUGAUAUCAACAAAGAUAAAUUUCCCAAAGCUAAAGAGGUGGGAGCUACUGAGUGUGUUAAUCCUCUGGAUUUUGAGAAGCCCAUCAAUGAAGUGCUGCAUGACAUGACGGAGGGAGAUGGCGUUGACUAUUCAUUUGAAGUCGUUGGACAUACUGAUACUAUGAUUGCUGCCUUGACUUCAUGCAACAUGAAUUAUGGUACAAGUGUGAUGGUGGGAGCUCCCGCUACUGGAUCUGAGAUUACUCUCCCCCCUGGUCUUAUCAUCACUGGCCGCGUUUGGAAAGGAACUGUAUUUGGAGGUUGGAAAAGCAGAGAUUCCAUUCCUAGACUGGUUUCAGAUUUCAUGCAGAAAAAGUUUACCCUGGAUCCACUCAUUACCCACACCAUGCCGUUUGAUAAAAUCAAUGAAGGGUUUGAACUCCUCCAGGCAGGAAAAAGUAUUCGCAGCAUUCUGAUAUUUUAAAGACCCCAGUGGAGAAGAACAUCCAAGACUAUGAUCUUCACCAGAGAAGUUCUGCCAGAUCAAAAGACUACACACUUUUUAAUGGGACUGGAUCCUGUUACAUUGCCAGUAAUAAUUAUUUUUUAUCAGCUAGUUGACUGAUCCUAAGAAAGAAUCAUAGAACCAUAUAGUUGAAAGAGACCACAAAGGCCAUCCCGUCCAUUCAGGAACAUAGAACAUAGAUGACCAUCCAGCCUCUGCUUGAAAACCUCCAGAGAAGGAGACUCCACCAUGCUCUUGAGACAGCAUAUUCCACUGCCGAACAGCUCUCACCACCAGGAAGCUCUUCCUAAUGUUUAAAUGGAAUCUUUUCCCCUUCAAUUUCAAUCCAUUACUCUAAUCCCUAGUUUCUAGAGCAGGAGAAAAUACGUUUUCCGCUUCCUCAAUGUGACAUCCUUUUAAAUAUUUAAACAUUGCUAUUAUGACCCCCAGAGCCACUGGUAGCGCAGCGGGUUAAACUGCUCAGCUGCUGAACUUGCUGACCGGAAAGGUCAGAGGUUUGAAUCCGAGAAGCAGGGUGAGCUCCAGCUGUUAGCUCCAGCUUCUGCCAACCUAGCAGGUCGAAAACAUACAAAUAUGAGUAGAUCAAUAGGUACUGAUCCGGUGGGAAAGUAAUGGCACUCCAUGUAGUCAUGCCAGCCACAUGAUCUUAGAGGCCUCUACGGACAACGCCAGCUUUUCGGCUUAGAAAUGGAGAUAAGCACCAACCUCUAGAGUCGGUCACAACUAGACUUAAUGUCAAGGGGAAUCCUUUAUCUUUACUUUUGUUAUGUCAUCCUCUCAGCCUUAUUUUCUCCAAGCUAAACAUGCCCAGCUCCUUAUGUCAUUCUUUGUAGAGCAUGGUUUCCAAACCUUUGAUCAUUUUGGUUGUCCUUCUCUGGACACAUUCCAGCUUUCCAAUAUCCUUCUUGAAUUGUGGUGCCCAGAACUAGACACAGCAUUCCAGAUAAUUAUCUGCCAUCUUGUAUAUAAUAGAAAGAUUUUUUUUUAAAAUACAAGCCGAGUUUGGUGUUUCCUGCUUUCAGCACUUCAAAGACUGUGAUCAGUGAGGUAGCAAUGAAAAGAAUAAUCAUAUAAGGCAUGACCCCCAUAUCCAUAGGGAAUAUGUUUCAAGACUUGUCAAUACCCAAAACCAUGGAUAAUUGUGAACCCUCUAUUAUGACUAUACUUGUGCUUGAAGCAUGUCAUAGGAGGACCCUAGAGAGGCACACAAAUACAUCCAGAGGGGAAAAAAAUAUUUUUGAAGCAUGGGUGAGACUACAGAUAUUGAAUCCGUGGAUAAGGGGGUUGUACUGCAUUUCAAAAAUAAAAUGGGGAAGGGAGGAUUAGGUUGUAAUUAUUUUGGUGUAUUGACACAUGAAAAUUGCCUGUACAUUCAAUAAUUAUUUUUAAAAGGACAUUCUAAUGUCAAAAUAUAGCUUUGUACAUUUGAUAUAGAUGUCAGCCAUAAUUAAGAAUAUGUCUGUUUCUCAGUGCCUUUCCAUUAUAAGCAUUUGUGUUUCUCUAUGCAACUUCGAAUGUUCAAAUAAAAGUUUGAUAAAGUAGAUAAUGACUGGGAAAGUGUAUUUUCCCCCUGCUCUUUCUGGAAGAUGGAAAAAAGAUGAUAGAGUUUUAUAUGUUUCUGGAGAUGUCUGAAGUUAAUGCACAAUUUCAAGGAUUGCAGGGAGAAACAUUUGGUCUCUUUGACAAUGCACACAUUAUAGCUGGGCCACAAGGUCAUAUAUUUGGUCAAAAAUGCAUAAAAUUAUAAUCAAAUGUGAUGUGAUGUUGCGAUUCCUGGAAUUUAAAAUAGAGUUUUGGCUUUUUUGGGAUGCUUUUCUCCCCCCAAAUUGUCAGUGUGAUCCAGAAGGUUUGAGACCGGGGAGUCUAGGCUGGCUCAAAACAGGCCCUGCGGAAAAACAGUUUGCUUACCCCUAAUGUUCACCUUGCACUAGGCAUAUCAACUCCCAAAAGCCCCAGCAAGUUGGCCAAGGCUCAGAAAUUUUAGGAGUUGAAAUCCAGACAUCUGGUGGUGCCAUGGUUGAGAACAACAAUUGUUGUGCUUUCCCAGUUUAUAAAUCGUAUGGGUCUGUAAGAUGCAGCCCUGGUGGUUAAAGGGGUAACAUGGUGCUAUAUGAUGUAAGUUUGUUUUUCAACGGCUCUUAUGUGGCGUGAUAGAUCUGGACCAAACUUGGUACACAUACCCUUCAUUAUCCAAAUUGAAAUACUGAUGGGGUUUUGAAAAAAAAAAAACCCAUGUCAUUGGUUUGUUGCCUUAUUUUAAAAAUAAACUACAUUGACAGCCCACGAGCCUCAUGCUGAUGCAAAUACAAGAGGGCACUAGAAAGGCUUUGUCGAAGGUUUUCAUGGCCAGAAUCACUGGGUUGUUGUGCAUUUUCCAUGCUGUAUGGCCAUACAAGGGGCCCCUGGUGGCACAGUGUGUUAAAGCGCUGAGCUGCUGAACUUGCAGACCGAAAGGUGCCAGGUUCAAAUCCCGGGAGCGGAAUUAGUGCCCGCUGUUAGCCCCAGCUCCUGCCAACCUAGCAGUUUGAAAACAUGCCAAUGUGAAUAGAUCAAUAGGUACCGCUCCGGCGGGAAGGUAAUGGCACUCCAUACAGUCAUGCCGGCCACAUAACCUUGGAGGUGUCUACUGACAACGCCGGCUCUUUGGCUUAGAAAUGGAGAUGAGCACCAACGCUCAGAGUUGGUCACGACUGGACUUAUUGUCAGGGGAAAACCUUUACCUUUACCUAUGGCCAUACAGCCUGGAAAGUGCACAACAACCCAACUAGAAAGGCUCCUUCAGAGAGAAAGAUGGCAAAUGGAAGAGGGCUAGAACCUCAGCAGGGAAACACUUUAGGAGUCCCUCUCAGAGGGCAUGAUCAUCAAUAUUUGGACCAUUCAUAAAAUCGUAAAGCCAACAAUGAGUAUUUUUAAUAAAUAACAUUAGAAAAUGCAUACCUGCACAAUGCCAGAGAUAUAUAUGCCAGUAUCAAGUAAAACGUAGGACAGCAUUUUCUUAUUGACAACAUCCAGGGUUCAAAUGGCACUUCCUGUAUACAUACGGUAUGCUCUCCACCUGGCAACUUGGGAGCAGAGAUUGAAAAGAAUUUAACCCUUAAAAAUCACCCUUUUGUGCUCUGCAUUCUUCUAGGGAAAUCUUUUUUUUUUUGCCUUUUUUCAUGAGAUGCCAACAAGAAUUGAGAACGGCUGCUUUCCAUCACACAUGUUGAUUUCAUCCUGAAAUUUUGAAUUAGAAGACUAAACAGGAACAAAUAAUUGUUAUGAUCCUAAAAUAGAAGAAAAGACAAAAAUAACUUUGGUGCAACUUUGGUAGAAAACUGAGCUUGGAAACCUUGGCCAUGAUUCUGCAUACAAUAGGUUUAUUGUAAAGUUCCACACCAUUGCAACUAUGAAAUGUUGUCCCCUCAUACCUUCCAAGACUCACAUUUUAGCUAGGUCAGCCCCCACUCCACAACCAUUUGGUUGCCAUGAAAGAGAAGGGGGCAUUAGAAAAGCAUCUGGCUUUUUAAAUGGCUCAAGACAGAAUGUCGGCACCACCUACCUCUGAGACCUUUUCAUUCUGGCAAGGAUUUUUGUGUGGUAUCUUAACACAACUUUAAAUGGCAAUUUAAUACAAGCCUAAUAUUUAUGUAUUUUCCCCUUCUAAUGUCAAUGUAAUUGAAUUUCAUUUUUAAAAUGUAUUAAUGAUUCUGUUUAACAUCUUUAUUAAUGACUUAGAUGAAGGUUUAGAAAGCAUGAUCAUCAAGUUUGCAGACAACACCAAAUUGGGAGGGAUAGCCAACACUCCAGAAGACAGGAGCAGAAUUCAAAAUGAUCUUAACAGACUAGAGAGAUGGACCGAAACUAACAAAAUGAAGUUCAACAGGGACAAAUGCAAGAUACUCCACUUAGGCAGAAAAAAAUGAAAUGCAAAGAUACAGAAUGAGAGACGCCUGGCUCAACAGCAGUGCAUGUGAAAAAGAUCUUGGAGUCCUCAUGGACAACAAGUUAAACAUAAGCCAACAAUGUGAUGCUGCAGCAAAAAAAGCCAAUGGGAUUUUGGGCUGCACAAAUAGGAGUAUCAUGUCUAGAUCCAGGGAAGUCAUGCUACCCCUCUAUUCUGCCUUGGUCAGACCACACUUGGAAUCACAUUAUAUCCAAUUCUGGGCACCACAAUUGAAAGGAGAUGUUGACAAGCUGGAAUGUGUCCAGAGAAGGGCAACUAAUGAUCAAGGGUCUGGAGAACAAGCCCUAUGAGGAGCGGCUUAAAGAGCUGGGCAUGUUUAGCCUGUAGAAGAGAAGACUGAGAGGAGACAUGAUGGCUGUGCAUAAAUAUGUGAGGGAAAGUCAUAGGGAGGAGGGAGCAGGCUUGUUUUCUGCUGUCCUGGAGACUACUACUCGGAACAAUGGCUUCAAACUACAGGAAAGGAGAUUCUACCUGAACAUUAGGAAGAACUUCCUAACUAUGAGAUCUGUUCAGCAGUGGAACUCUCUGCCCCGGAGUGUGGUGGCGGUGCCUUUUUGGAGGCUAUUAAGCAGAGGCUGGAUGGUCAUCUGUUGGGAGUGCUUUGAAUGCGAUUUUCCUGCUUCUUGGCAGGGGGUUGGACUAAAUGACCCACGAGGUCUCUCCCAACUCUAUGAUUUUAUGAUUCAAUGAUUAACUAAAUGCAUUGUCAAUUUUACUAAGUUUGCUAUCUUUAGCUAGGGUUGUUGUCUCUGUGACAGAAAUACUACAUACCCUUACACCAUCUCAACUAUUGACCCAUAAGCAUUGCACCAUAAAUGUGCAAACAGAAACCCAUGAAGUAAUCAGAUGGUUCAAGACAAAAGGCACUACGAUAUGACAGGCAAUCAGUUGCCAGUACGUGCAGCCAAAAAUGUGUGCGCAGAAACUUUUGAAAUCAACGGAUCAAUUCAAUAUGUAAAUGCUAUGAAUAGCAUGAGGAAUGGAGGUGGACAACUCACUUGAUAUUGAAAUCAACAAGUGUUCAUGAAGAGUCUAAGGAUCCUUUCACACUACACCAUCACCACAUUAUGAUUCCACAACAUGAAAGCCCGUCUCAGGUGAAGAAUCUGUUGCUGUGACAACUCAUUAUUAAAAAGAAGACUGUAAUAUUGUGGGAUCAGAUUAGCCAGUUAAAGAUAUUGUAGCUGCACCUUUUGCCU
Molecule: messenger RNA, 6565 nt
Organism: Anolis carolinensis (green anole)
Lineage: Eukaryota; Metazoa; Chordata; Lepidosauria; Squamata; Anolidae
Product: alcohol dehydrogenase 1B
Exons: 10
Coding region: 248-1378 (376 amino acids)
Biological process (GO): retinoic acid metabolic process; retinol metabolic process
Cellular component (GO): cytosol
Molecular function (GO): zinc ion binding; all-trans-retinol dehydrogenase (NAD+) activity
Source: RefSeq, a predicted model, not a curated record